Molecule: messenger RNA, 207 nt
Organism: Microdochium trichocladiopsis
Lineage: Eukaryota; Fungi; Ascomycota; Sordariomycetes; Xylariales; Microdochiaceae
Product: DASH complex subunit Dad3
Exons: 1
Biological process (GO): attachment of spindle microtubules to kinetochore
Cellular component (GO): DASH complex; mitotic spindle
Source: RefSeq, a predicted model, not a curated record
GAAGACCUGACCCCGCUCGAGCAGGAGGUUCUCGACGAGUACGAGCGCCUCGCGGACAACAUGCGGCGGCUGGCCUCUGUGCUGGACGCCAUGGCGGACCGCCCGACGACGGAGAUCCUGGACGGCCUGCGCGAGCUGGAGCGCAAGACGAGCCUCGUGUUCACGCUGCUCAAGGCCAGCGUGUACAGCAUUGUGCUGCAGCAGGAG